Molecule: messenger RNA, 777 nt
Organism: Amaranthus tricolor (Joseph's coat)
Lineage: Eukaryota; Viridiplantae; Streptophyta; Magnoliopsida; Caryophyllales; Amaranthaceae
Exons: 3
Coding region: 146-511 (121 amino acids)
Biological process (GO): response to cold; regulation of circadian rhythm
Source: RefSeq, a predicted model, not a curated record
CAAACUCAAAGUGAUAAUUAAUCUUUUUCUUAUGUAGGAGAGAGAGAAAGAAAAGGAUAAAAAAUACUCUCUCUUAAACAAGAUCUUCAUCACCCAACCACAGGAAAAUCUUUUCCGACGACCCAUAAUAACUUUCCGGCCAGAAAUGGAACCAAAAGUGUUAGAUAAUCGUAACAACGACGAUAAUGGUAGUAGUAACAAUAAUAGUAAAAAAAAUAUUGAUAAUUUUGGGAUACAAUGGACCAACGAAAAACACUCCAAUUUCUUGCGAGUGAUGGAAGCAAGAUUUGUGCGGAAUAUGUUGGAGAAGAGCAUCAUCAACAAUAAUGUUGCACACCUUACAAAUUCACGGCUUGACCGUUUUGUCCCUGAUAUGUCUGAGUCUACCCUUGAUUUGUGUAAAUUAGAUCGAGUGAACAGGAGCUGUAACAGGCAAAAGGAAAGACCAACUAUUCGUCCUUAUAAAAUGUCACAUGAUCAGGUGGUGCCACAGUUCAAGAACAAAGAGUGAAUUAAGCCACAAUAAGUGAUGUGAAGCAUAACCUACCAGAAUGCUGCCUCUUCAAUGAACUUCAUUUUCUGGACAGACAUAGAUGAUUUUUUUUUUCUUUUUGGUAAUAGUGAGAACAUAUAUAGUACACUAAUAGAUGAUUAGAUUUCGAUCAUUUGGAUUAGAUCCGUUCGAUAUAGCGUGGAUCUGUUAAAAUUCGGUCACUGGACCCGUCAAGAUUCUUGAAUAAACUAGUCCGAUGUAUUAGAGUCGGUCCAAAUUCUCAA